Messenger RNA from Aspergillus bombycis, 3438 nucleotides. RefSeq names its product putative 1-phosphatidylinositol-4,5-bisphosphate phosphodiesterase Plc1. Gene Ontology annotation, molecular function: calcium ion binding; phosphatidylinositol-4,5-bisphosphate phospholipase C activity. NCBI's taxonomy places the organism in Eukaryota, Fungi, Ascomycota, Eurotiomycetes, Eurotiales, Aspergillaceae. The record is from RefSeq and is a predicted model, not a curated record. Gene Ontology annotation, biological process: phosphatidylinositol-mediated signaling; lipid metabolic process. The transcript has a single exon. Bases 1 to 3438 code for a protein of 1145 amino acids.
AUGGCCUACGCCGCUACCUCAUCGGCUUCGACCAUCAAUGGCGAUGCCCGCUCUAGCUUAAAACUCACUACUUCAUCCUCCAACCCCCCAAAGCUACAUCAUGUCAUCACAUCUAUUCCUCCUGCCCCCAAUCCUUCGUCAGCACCAUCGUACGCCUCUUCUCUCACCACCACUCCCAAUUCUUUACGUCCCACCUAUUUUCCUUCAAAUGCGUCAAGCCCUUCAGGCACACCUUUACAGAUUGCUACCGACGGUUUCCGAGGACGUAUACCUCCCUUCCCUGCUAUCCCUCCUACUACGUUCGAGCUUGGGGAGUCCAUGAUGGCCGUCCCAGGGAACGCUCCUGCUUCUGGAUCGGGGGAUGCAGUCAACUCGAAUUCCAAAGGCCCGGGCUUGAUGCGCAGAAUUUCCCGUGGUGCCGCAAAUAAGCUUACCCGAAGACGCCAAUCUGCUUCCCACAACGAAAAGCGCGACCGCAGCUCUGGCCCUGUGACUAUGCGGAGGCGCAGUGAUAGCAAGACCGGAUCUCAGAACGGCCGCGACAAUGCACUUGAAUCUAGUAACGAGGAAGACAGCAAUGAUGCUCUUGAUUCCCUCGGGGUUUGGUGCGGUUCAGAGUCAUCUAGCUUACCAAAUGACAGUUUUAUGGCAGCCUCCCGCCACACCGGCACAAUCGCGCCGAAGAUUGAUUCGACGAUUCAGCGUGGGACUGUCUUGACGAAAGUUACAAAGAAGCGAAGAAAACAAGUUCGUUUCGUACUAGACCUAGAUGCGGGCAAGGUCUCCUGGGACGUUUCUAAUCCGACUAAGCGCUUCUACAUUGACGAUAUCAAGGAAAUUCGAGUUGGCGUGGACGCGCGGAAUUACCGCGAGGAGCACCAGGUUCCACAAGACACCGAAAAUCGCUGGUUCACAAUCAUUAUUGCCGAUGACGAGCGGUCAAAAGGUCGGGCUGUCAAAAUGCUGCACCUUAUUGCCCCUAACGAUUAUAUACUCGAGCUUUGGACCACGACUCUAGAACAUAUCUCCCGAUAUAGGAUAGGCCUUAUGGCUGGCCUGGCUGGUUCCGGCCAGAGUGAGGCAGUCCUGAAGGCGCAUUGGCAGCGCGAGAUGUCGAGAUUGUUCCCUCACGGACCUAGGUCGGCUGAACAAGGUAGUCUUGAUUUUGUGGCCGUGGAGGGCAUUUGUCGCAGUUUACAUAUCAAUUGCUCCAAGAACAUGCUUCGCGCGCAAUUCUCCAAAGCUGAUUCCGAUGUCAACGGCAAGUUGAACUUUUCGCAGUUCCAGAAUUUUGUUGCUCGCUUGAAAGAGCGGAAAGACAUCAAGGAGAUCUUCAAGGAUAGCGCCAUGGACGCCAAAGCUGGCCUAAGCGUCGAUGAAUUCUUGACAUUCCUCCGAAGCGUACAAAAUGAGGACGUUGACUCAGAUCGAAGUUAUUGGGUCUCGGUUUUUGACAAAUGUGUACGCAAGUCUAAAUCGCGGGUCCCAAGUAUCCCGGAGUUUGAGGAGGAACAAGUGCCUCGAAUGGAUUUUGAUACAUUUUCCGCUUUCCUUGCGUCUCCGUGGAACGGAUUAUACGCCUCUCGUGCUCCUCAGUCGCGAUUUGACCGCCCCUUGAACGAAUACUUCAUCUCAAGUUCCCACAAUACUUAUCUUUUAGGCCGCCAGGUUGCCGGGGCGUCCAGCACAGAGGCAUAUAUAAGCGCUUUGCAAAAAGGAUGCCGUUGUGUAGAGAUCGACUGUUGGGAUGGGGCCGAUGGCCGACCGAUUGUGUCCCAUGGAAGAACCAUGACCACGAGCGUUCUGUUUGCUGACUGUAUUACGGUCAUUAAUCGCUAUGCAUUCAUCACUACCGAUUUUCCUCUCAUCCUGUCUCUUGAGGUACAUUGUAACCCGGAGCAGCAACUGGCAAUGGUCAAAAUCAUGAAGGAUACCUUCAAAGAUCAGCUCGUCCUGGAGCCACUGUUAACAAACAGUUUUGUCCUUCCGUCACCCGAAGAGCUGAAGGGACGCAUUCUUGUUAAGGUAAAGACCUGCGACGAGCUCCAAGAAGGCGUAAGGCAGGAACCCAUGGGCACAUUCGCCGUUCACGGCCGUAAACGCAGCGCGAGCUCUCCAUUCAUACGUCCGACGGCAUCUGAGAGCUCAGCAAUAACCAGUCUGCCCCCUUUGUCGAGCCCUCCAACGCUUGGACUGGAAACCGCUGGCUCAUUCUUGACCCAAGACAGACGCUCGUUUACAACCACUAGCAUCAGCAGUGCGACGGAGGAGAGUGAUGGCGCAUUGGCGACCAUCAGGAAAGAAAAGAAGAGACGUCAGAAGAGCAAAAUCACCAAACCCUUGUCGGAUCUAGGUGUCUAUACCCGAGGGUACAAGUGGCACAGCUUCUCGUCCGCUGAAAGUCAACGAUAUAAUCAUGUCUACUCCUUCGCCGAACGAUCAUUCGAGGGUAUAUGUCGUGAUACAGAAAACAAGGCUCUUUUUGAGAAGCACAACCAAAAAUAUUUGACUCGAGUCUACCCAUCCGGCUUCCGCUUGAGAUCUUCGAACUUCGACCCCCUCAAAUUUUGGCGACGCGGCGUUCAGAUGGCGGCCUUGAACUGGCAAACAUACGACAUUGGCAUGCAGAUGAACCAGGCCAUGUUUGCUGCUGGGAGCGAUCGAACUGGUUACGUGCUAAAACCAGAGUCUCUUCGCGCCUUGUGCCCGGUCGACGAAGAGAAAACGAAGACCACAGAGUGGAAGCUUGUUCGAUUUUCAGUGGACGUUAUCUCUGCCCAACAACUUCCCCGCCCUCGUAGUAUUGGCCCCGAUGAUAACAUCAAUCCUUACGUGGAGAUUGAAAUGUUUAGCGCAGACGAUCGUGGUCAGAGCUUCGUGUAUGGCGAGGGUGGUAUGAACGCAUCCGCCCGCAAUGGCAUGUCGGGCAUCGGAUUUCCGCACCGUCGGCGCACGAAGAUCGAGCAAAGCAAUGGGUAUAGUCCAAUCUUCAAUGAUCGCUUUAGGUUAUCGCUGGAGACUAAAUAUCCUGAUUUGGUAUUCGUUCGCUGGACUAUCUGGAGCUCACAGGAUGGGCGCAGUGCAGGAAGCAAUAGCAGUGUCCAACUUGCCACGUUCACCGCGAAGCUUAGCAGCUUAUCCCAAGGAUACCGCUACUUGCCCCUGUAUGAUGGUGGCGGAGACCAAUAUCUGUUCUCAACCCUAUUCUGCAAGAUCACAAAAGAAGACCCGAUGUCUGUUCAGCGGCUUGAUGCAGAAGAAUUGAGAGCCGAGCGGAUGGGUAUUCUUCGACAGAUCGGCCAGACCGUCUUCAAACGCACGUCGUCUACGGAGCGUGAGAAGGGCAAUGACAUGGCAACAAGCGCAGAGGAUAAGGACAGUUCUCCAGAUCUGACACCGACGGUUUCUGCAGCAUCCACUUCAUCGUUGCCUCCUUGA